UUAAGUCACAGUGAUCAACCAAAUUAUUAACCCAGUGUUUUGGGGUUUUGUGUUGAUUUGGUACCACCAAAGAUAAAUUUGAUUGAUUCACUAAUAAUUAUUCAAUUAAAUUGUCAGGUAAAUGGGUAUGGAUGCAACAGUUAAUUUCUCUUUCUCAACACUUCUAAUGGAUAAGUGACUCAAGUUCAACUUUUCUCUUUCUACUUCUCUUUCGACUUGUUUCACUUUUUGGCUCCUUUAUUAUUUUUUUCUCCACCCUCCUUAUCUUCACCAAUGAGAUGAUAAUAAUAGUGUUCAUGAUGACGAAUUGGCCUCAACUUUAGACAAUUUGGAUUUUCUAUCAAUUGUGCAAAAAGAAAACCCGGAGAAAAGAUCAAGUGACACCAACAAUUUAUUCUCUAAUUGCAAUCAACUCAUUUACCUUUGUGAUUUUUUCUUCUUCUCUUACUGGACAAUUCCAAUGAAUAUUAUCAUCUAAACGAUAGAUGACCAUUCAAUCAUCUUUACAAUUAUUGUUCUCUGUUUUUUUUGUUCUCUUUUGCCAAAUUUUCUUCACCAAUUGUUUUACCUGUUAAUCUAAUUUCAUGUUGAUUAAUCGGCAAUUUACUCUUCUUUUAACUUUCACUUUGUGUUCUCUUGCCAAAUGUAUUAUUGGAACACAAAGUGGUUGGUAUUUUCCUCCAUUCGAAAGUGAUAAAUUUCAACGAAAACCUCGAUUUCAUAAUCAAUUUCAUCAACCACAAUUUAAUCAUCAACAAUUAUAUCAACUUGAUCCAAAAGUGACGACCAAUCGUCCGAAAUUAAUAUCUGAUGGAUUUGAUCAGCAAUCAAGUUACUCUCAUGAAAGACAAUCAACUGAUGUUAACUCAAUUCACGAUGAUAUGUUCAGGAUAAAAAAUUACGCUAAUUAUCAAUCAAGUAGAUUAGUUGAUGCAACUUCGAGAGCUAAUGAGAUUGAACACAGAUUAGCAAUGGCCGUUGAUUUAACUCGCAGGAAACGGAUGCACUUUUUUUAUGGAUUAAUGCUUCAUUCUUAUAAUUAUAUACGAGAUUUAAGGAUUAAGGGGCAAGGAAUGAUUAAAGAUAUUCGUAAACAGGUUAAUGGGCUUGCUCGACUUUCCCGAAAAGCGAAACACAAAAUGUAUAAAUUAACGACGAAAAUGGAAACAAUUGAAAAGCUCAUGGUAUCUUCGGGUGAUUUAGAGGAUAAACUUAAUCGAUCUUCUGAACAAUUCAACGAUAUUUUGAACGAUUUUAUGAAUGAUGUUUAUAAAAGGAAAAGUGGUCAUCAUAUUGACCACGAAUCUGAAGCUUUCAUCCAACAACAACACGAAGAACAUCAUUAGAAUAAUCAAUUAUCAUCAUUGGCUCAUAAUUAUUGUAAAUUGUAUUCUUUUAAUCAAUUAUUUUAUAAAUUAUAUGUAAAUGAUAUACAUCUUUCUUUUUUAUAUUAAUAUUAAAAUUGAUAAAAAUUAAGUUUCAA
Panonychus citri (citrus red mite) is the source of this 1483-nucleotide messenger RNA. RefSeq lists its product as uncharacterized. The record is from RefSeq and is a predicted model, not a curated record. Bases 585 to 1346 code for a protein of 253 amino acids. The transcript has 3 exons. Lineage: Eukaryota; Metazoa; Arthropoda; Arachnida; Trombidiformes; Tetranychidae.